GUGGAUGUGGUACAAUUGGACAGAGGGGUGGCGGUGGACGUGGUAUACUUGGAUGGAGGGGUGGCGGUGGGGGUGGCGGUGGAAGUGGUAUACUUUGACAGGGGGGUGGCGGUGGACGUGGUAUACUUGGACAGAGGGGUGGCGGUGGACGUGGUAUACUUGGACAGAGGGGUGGCGGUGGACGUGGUAUACUUGGACAGAGGGGUGGCAGUGGACGUGGUACACUUGGACAGAGGGGUGGUGGUAGACGUGGUACACUUGGACAAGGGGUGGCGGUGGACGUGGUAUACUUGGAUGGAGGGGUGGUGGUGGGCAUGGUAUACUUGGACGGAGGGGGGUGGCGGUGGGCGUGGUAUACUUCAACAAAGGGGUGGCGGUGGACAUGGUACACUUCGAUAG
Messenger RNA from Staurois parvus, 399 nucleotides. NCBI's taxonomy places the organism in Eukaryota, Metazoa, Chordata, Amphibia, Anura, Ranidae. The record is from the annotation of a GenBank genome assembly.